CAAAGUCAAUGAUAACAAAUGCCUAUCAUGUUUAUUGUGGGUGAUUGCGUAAAUGUGUUCAUUCGUUUAAAUAAUAAAGAUUAUAUUUUAAAAUAAAAGUUCACCGCAUGAAUCAAAUUUCAAUUAUCAUUUCAUUGUAGACGAAACUAAUAACGGAAAUUUAAAGCUAAUCAGUAAGGUGGCUCCUAGAAAUACAUCAAAGUCAGAUUAUUAUCAGACACUAUCUACAAGAUCAGCAAUAGUAAUUACACUGACAAAUGAAAAGAAACACAAUAAUUUAUUAUAAGAAUCCCUGUAAAAUACAUUACUCAUUUUAAUUAAUUAAAUCACAUUUAGUCAAUAAUAAUUAUAUAACAUGUUCCCAUGUUUGGGAUUUUACUUUGAUUAACUAUGACAAUACAAACUCAUUUAGAUAUAAAUUCUAAAAUGCAUAGAAGAAAGCAAAUUACACCUAAACGAACUGAACAUACUGAUCAUACUGAACAAUAUCAAACAUUGGAAACUUGUGAAUUUUCAAAUUAUUUAACUCCUGACAUAUCUACUAGAAGCAUAGCUAACCCACCAUUAAUAUUGAUAACACCAACUUCAAGGAUGAUCAAUACUUCAGAUUGUUCACCUACUCCAUAUUCGACAUUGUCGUCUUUAUCAUCCUCUUCAACAUCGUCAUCAUCAUGUGAACCUGAUUCAAAAAAACCAAAAAGUUCCAUGGAGCAUAAAUCACCAUCCAAAAGUGGAAGAAUACUGUCUAAACAGUUGAGCAAAAUGGAGUUAUACCCUGAUACGUCAACAGCAACCUUAGAAGUGAAUCAACAUGUAAAACAAUGCCAAGAAAAUAUCUCAUCAACUAAUUAUUCCAUUCAACCAAAAUUGGAUAAACGUGAACAUAAUGAUUCAGUGGAGCAACAACAUUCAACCAUGGAAAUUGAUUCAUCUACACGUAAUACACCAAUAUGUAGUCAAUGUGGUAAACAAUUUGCUAAUAUUUAUCGUUUACACAGACAUUUACUUAGUCACACUGAAAGUUAUGAAUUACGCAAAUUCCGUUGUUCUCAGUGUACAAAAGCAUUUAAAUUUAAGCAUCAUUUAAAAGAACAUGAAAGAAUUCAUAGUGGUGAAAAACCAUUUAUGUGUUCACAAUGCGGUAAACGUUUUAGCCAUUCUGGUUCAUAUUCAAGUCAUAUGUCAAGCAAAAAAUGUAAUACCAAUGGUAACAGUAAUAAUGAAGCUAGAACAACAAUUACACAUACUCCUAAUGUCAGUAUUCAUCAUAACAAAAAUAUUAACGAUGUUGGUCAAAUGUUUGCAACUAAUGAUACUCUUACGAAUCAAAUAUCUUUUAAUAAAAUAAACCAACUCACGUCAUCUUUUGAAUUACACAAAAACAAGGUAAAUGUAUUAAAUAAAGAACACGAUAUUAGAAAUAGUAUUCAUAUCAGUGAAGACACUGAACUUAGCUCUGUUUCAAGUAUAUUAGAAUCUGUCAAUCAAGUUAAUAAUUCGGAUUAUUUUUUAAAAUUUAAUCAUUUAAAACUAGAUAACUAUUUGCCAGCUAAUUCAUCGAACCAGUUUAAUUCACAGUUAAAGAAUGAUGAAAUUAGUGAGCAUGUUCACAGUACUACUACUACUACUAGUAGUAUUAUUACCACUUUAAAUACCAUUGCUAAUAAUAGUAAUUUACAUCAUGCAGAUGAACAACCUGACGAGUUAUUAUGUAGUCAGUACGAUUUAAAAAAUUCGUUCAAAUCAGAGUUAGCAAUACAAAAUUUAGCAAUUAUGCUUGGAAUAAAACCAGAAAAUGCGGAACAAUUAUUCCAACAUCUGUAUACAACUGAACAACAUCAAUGUAUGGAACAGAAAAAACAAUUUAUCAAUGCCUACAAUACACAGUAUUCGCACUAUUAUCCACUACAACAUGCAAAUAUAGUUACAUCUUCACCAGUGAUCUCAGUAGUCAAUAAUCAUGAAUUACUUAAUCGUCAACCGAAGUCGUUCAAUAAUGACAGUUUUACCAAGUAUGAAAGUUAUAAAGUCGAUAAUUAUGCUUCGAACUCAUUAUCAUCCUCUGCCUUUUUCUCUACUUUACCUUCUUUCUCACCAUUAUCAUCAUCACCUUCAAUAUCCUAUCUCGGUGUUUCUUCAUCUUCUUCAUUAUCGUCUAUAUCAGCAACAAAUGUGACGAAUUUACCAUCGACAGUGUGCUCAUCUAAUUAUUCACAACAGGAUCCAUCGAUGAUAUUCUGUCAACUAUCUCCAGAUAUCAUGAAACAUAUAAUUUCGAAUUUACACAGAAAUAAUGUAUUAAAUUACUCAACUCCAUUAUCAUCUUUUACUUAUAAACAACAGGAUUUUAAUUCACGCAUAAUGGAAACACGGCAAUCCCCACUGUUACCACCACCACAACAAUCAUCACCGUUGGAAAUGAUGAUGACAGCGGCGACGAUGAGAACUGCACAACCAAUUACAUUUGUACAACAGGAGAAAGAAACGAUUUCGGAAUGCCGAAGUGAGGAGCUUCAUGAAGAUCAGGAAAAGGCUUUAGAUUUGUCAUUGCCUCGAAUAAAACCUGAUGAUAUACCAUUAAGUACAGACAAUCAACAGUUUAACUAUUUAAAUUCUUAUCAACCGGACAUUCAUAAUUCACCUAACCUAAUCUGGUCAGCAGCAUCAACAAUGACAUUUAUGGAAGCGGCUACUGCAGCGGUUGCGGCUGUUUCCUUUUUAUCGCGAACAUCAAAUGAAAUGAAUUAUUCAAAUCAAAAUUUAGAACAUUUAAAUGAUAUUUCAAUAAAGGAUUUAUCACAGUCAUCUAGGUCAAUAUCACCUAACAAUUCUUCAUGGACAUAUGAACUUAACAGAAAUUGUAUUCAUAAUAUUAGUGAUAGCAGUGACGAUUGUAAAACUGAAAGAAAUAAUCAUUAUAAUACAAAUGAGUUUGACUAUUCUACUUAUAUAAAGACCACAAUGGAUAAGAGAAGCGUUGUGAAGGAAUCUGCUGCGUUUCUGAAAAAUGUACAACCUUUCGUUAUCAAAGUUACAAAAAGCUCAAAAAGAGAAAAUAUGGUUGCUGGCAAUAUACAACGAAAAGAAUGUACAUCAUUCCCAUGUUCAUUUACUGGAUUGAUAACAUCUAGCUGGCGACCACUCAGUAUUUAUCGCGAGGACCGACCAAGAAGAAAGAAACGGAAACUUGUUGAAAUACUUUGUGCUGAGAAUUCGAUAAUGUACCAAUAAUAUAAUAUUGAAUAAAGCUAAUAAUAAUAAUAAUAUCGUGUUACAACAAUAAUGGCUAAGUAUAAUAAAUAUGCAUUUAUUCUCUGAGUUCUGUGGAUAGGUUAAAAAUGUUUCGUCAUCGAAAUAGCUAAGAGAUGCUGAAAAUUCAUCCACUCAAAUCAAUGAACAACAAGAUACCAGUGAUCGUAUUCAAUCUGAUAAAAAGAUUAAUGGCCAUAUCAAUGAUAAUAGUUAUUAUAAUCAUUUAUAUCAUCUCGGUGUUUGUGAAAAAUUGGAGAAAUAUGGAAAAAGUAACAAUAGUUUUAAUGACAGUAUCAAUGGUAGCAUUAGUAGUUGUAGUGAUGGCGUCAAUAACACGGAAGUAUUUGCUUGUGAUCAAUGUCGAAAAGUCUUUUCUAAACAUAGUUCACUAUCCAGGCACAAAUAUGAACAUACUGGUCUUCGGCCAUUUAUUUGUCGUAUAUGUUCCAAAGCUUUCAAGCAUAAACACCAUCUAGCAGAACAUAAACGUUUGCAUACUGGUGAAAAACCAUUUGAAUGUCAAAAAUGCGGUAAACGUUUUAGUCAUUCCGGAUCAUAUUCUCAACAUAUCAAUCAUCGCUAUAAAUAUUGUCAAUCAUAAAUCAUGUUCAACGUGCCAAUGGUUUUGAUCAAUAACCUGGUUAUUUUUUAACUUUUCUUUUUCUAUGACAAUCUAGAGAAUGUACAAGUUGUGAUUGAUUUAUUUGUCUUGGCUUCUUUAAUUUAAUACUUUGGUUUUAGUUUAACACUGAUCAUGUUGUUCAUUUCCCAAAUAUUUUUCAAAAAUUCUUAAAAUUUUAAAUUAAAAAAUUAACUACAUUUCACAACAUAGAACUUUUGUCCCAGUUACUGACUGAAUGGUGUAAUUUCAAGAGGUUUGACUUUAAAUGACAUGCGUUUGUGUUAUUCUUCCUUUCCAAGUAUUUAAAUAUUAAGUAUGAAGAGAUGAAAAAGAUUCCAUUCGUUCUUUAUUUCUCUUUCGAUUAUUACAUAUUUCGCAAACUUAUGAAAACCGUGGGCUGGAGAAUAGAAAAAAGACGUAUUCUUUAAUAUUUUCUGUAAUCUACUUCUUAUUCAGCUUAUCACUCCUCUAAUUCUUCCCCUCCAAAUUUAUGAUGUGUUUUGUCUUUUUUUUUCAGUAACCUUCAAUAUUGGAUAGAACAUUAGAACAGAACAAUACAGAUGUGAUAAUGCUCAAUUACAUAAAUAUUUUUUGUACAGUUAUUGCCUACUAACCUCACAUUCUUUAUAUUACGGUCUAAUCAAUGCAUUCAACUUUUUCCCCUUAGACUUCUACCACCAAAUACAUUAUCGACAAUUUGUACCGAGUUAAUAUCGGUUCCUAGUUAGAUGUAUUCAAAUAAAUGAGUGCAUUUUUUGUGACAAAAACUUACUAGAAACAGAACAGAAAUGGGCAAAGGAUAAAUGUCUGAAACAGAAUUAUUUCCGUACAUUUAUGUUUCUCUCAUUUCAAAAUGAACAAUGAAGAAAAAGAAUACAUGAUUAGUGUAUAGUUUUCGUUUAUUUUUUCCGAGUUUUGAAAAAAACAAACAACAACUGCGAAUCAAAUGAUUUUGUAUUCUUGAAUGUAAUUCAGACUUUUUUUCAAAAUUCUAAUAUAAACUACACUACUAGUAUGUGACUUU
Messenger RNA from Schistosoma intercalatum, 4898 nucleotides. The record is from the annotation of a GenBank genome assembly. NCBI's taxonomy places the organism in Eukaryota, Metazoa, Platyhelminthes, Trematoda, Strigeidida, Schistosomatidae.